GAUAUUUUAAAUCGUGUUUUUUUUAAUUAUAAUUUAGAAAAUAAAAGUAGUGGGUAAUGGUUUAAUAAUUAAAUGUUUGAUUUUAGUUCAUUUAAAAGCUACAAAAAUGCAAACUUUUUUAUUAUUUUUAACAAUUUUUAUUUCGAUUCAACAAUUUUGUUGUCAGUCGCAGUCUCGAUACUGUGAAAUGCCUCCACUCCUGCGGGGAUCAUGGUUUUCUUGGGAAGUUGGGAGACCAACUAUAACUGUAAUAGAUGUAAAUUCUAUGUCGGAUCGGGGCUAUUGUAUUAUGAAAGUUAUCAAUGGAAGUGACUAUACGUUUGUGUUCGAGGGCUCCCGAAACUGUUAUCACUGCGUUGUUAUAUUUUCAAGGACACCCAAUGUUUUUGAAAAGUAUGAAAGCCCAUGUAUUACAUUAAAUCCAGGGCAAGAACCAACUGUGGAAAAUAUAUGCCGUGGUAUAAAAGAUGACUCACAAUUAAUCACUUUAUUUAAUGAGAAUUAUAUACCAGUUAAUUGUCGAUCAGCUUUGGAAGGCGUCUGGCAAUUUACUUAUCAGAAUCGUUUUCGAUUUACUGGGGUUUGUGAUCGUCCUGAAGCGAAAAUUCAAUCAUGUCAGGUGCCAGGAACCCAAUUUUUGAUUCAAAACCAAAAAUUCAAUAUUACUUACCAUAAGUGUGAAGGAAUGGACGGCACUUUUACUGGUACAGUAGAGUAUAGUUGCUUAGGAGAUUGGUUUGUAGGAAAGAAUCACUUUUUUGCUGUUUCAAAUACAAAAGAAAGUAGAAAAGAUGAAAAAUACAGAUGUUUUCUUAAAAAUCGAGACGAUGAUUUGUAUCUUGGUGUUUCUAUAACUCCCGAAUGUAAUGUCUUAAAGACCCCUGAAAAUUCACCGGAGCGUUUAAAGCUAACACCAGAGAAAGCUGAAGUUGUAGAGCCUGGAUGUAGAUUACCGCAAAAUUUUAGUGGAGAGUGGGUAAAUACAGCCAAUAUAGAUGCUGAUGUUGUUAUCAAUGAAACCCAUAUAAUUGAAACUUAUCAUCCAGAUCAAGCCCGUUUUCGCAGAAAAAUUUACAUAUGUAAGGAACAAAGAGGUUCCCGAAUUAUGAUGGCGCGUUUAACAGUUGACGGAUGUCAAAAAGAUUACAUAUGCUUCGAUUUUGUUCCAAGACACCAUAACGUUAUAAGAUAUCGUAUGGGAACGUCCUUUAUUAAAGAUGAUUUUAGCACGGUUUGCUCUUGGGUGCAGUUUCCUAACAGGGAAGCUUGGUUGUACGACUUAUUUUUAGCGAAAAAUCCAGUUCCGGUUAGAUGUCCCGUAGCUGGUAAAUUUAAUUUUACACAACGUGGCGAACACCCUUUCAAAACUAGAAUUUUAGGAGGAGUAACGCUUAGUCCAAGGCCAGAUAUUCAUUGCAAACAAAAUAUUUCUGAUUUAUCUGUUUGCGAUACUGACCAAAAAGAAAUGGCAAUUGAUGAAAAUUAUUGCUUAUCAGUUGAUCACUUAGGGCGGCCGGUUGACAUUUACAGUGAUCCUGACUAUCAAAUGAAGUGCAUAGGAUUUUGGAAAGAGAACUUAAAGUCAUAUUUAAUUACCUAUGACGAUUUAGAUCCGCUUUCAAAAUAUAGGUGCUGGGUAUAUCAAAGAUCUGACUUAAAUCGCGUUCUGAUGUCGCAAGCCGUAGGAGCUUUCUGUAAUUUGAAACAAGACGUUAUUUCGUGGAAUAAUAGCGAAGGAGCCGCAGUAGCAAUUGAUGCUAUGGAGUACGAGAGGGAACGUGAUCAAUGUCCGAUGCAUUUUGAUGAUGGAGAAAAUCCGUGGAAAGAUACAGAAAAAAUCAUUAUUACAUUUGACUGGGACUUAAGCAAAGGGAAUACAUUAAGCAAUUUCAGUUUAAUUAGCUCUUUAAUAUGCAGUUUAGUUGUAUCUUAUAUUAUUUACAAUUCAUAGACAAAUUAAUUUCCUUUGAUCAUAUUUGAUAUGUUAUAAAUUAAGUUUUUUAAACAUCUCUUAUCCUUUUGUCUCGAAUAAUGUCGGCGAAUACAAAUUAAAGACAAUGUAAAAUCGCUUUUCACAUGCUUUAGAAAGUAUUCAUUUUUUUCCAUUUAUAUACAUAACUAUUAUUAAGGCAAAACAAAAAUUUCAAAAAUCAUUAUUUUCUUGAUUGUACAAAUAAUCGGUUCUAAUUUUUUUAAAAACAUAGGUACUUAUGUAUAUGUAUGCAUGUAUAUUAACAAUACUUUACACAAAGCAUGUGUAAACAUACAUAUAUAUUAUAUAUUUUAAUAACUUAAAAUAACUUUACCUAACUUACAUUAAAAGACCAAGGAGUAAAUAAAAUUUAAACGUUUUUGCAAUUGACUCAAAUGUAAAAAAUUAGAUCUUAGAAUAAACUCUUGUAAAACAUUCCGUCCAUGUGUAUACACCAUUUUUAUAUCAAAUAAAUUUAAUUUUAAAGAAAAUAUAAUUAAGAUUA
Molecule: messenger RNA, 2477 nt
Organism: Condylostylus longicornis
Lineage: Eukaryota; Metazoa; Arthropoda; Insecta; Diptera; Dolichopodidae
Gene: udt
Exons: 8
Coding region: 107-1951 (614 amino acids)
Source: RefSeq, a predicted model, not a curated record